GUUAUGGCGGGCCCUUGGAAGGAAAUUUCACAAUGACCAACAAUGGGCAUUCAGUGCAGAUAGACUUACCUCCAACCAUGACCAUCAUCAGAGGGCUUCCUGAUACCUUCACAGCAGUCCAGUUCCACUUUCACUGGGGAGGACUGGACCUGGAAGCCAGCGGAUCUGAACAUACCAUCGAUGGGAUGCGAUACAUUGCUGAACUGCACAUCGUCCACUACAAUUCAGGCAAAUAUUCAAGUUUCGAAGAAGCGAAGGAUAAGCCCAACGGAUUGGCGGUCCUGGCUUUUCUGUAUGAGAGUGGGGAUUUAGAAAAUACUUACUACAGUGGUUUCAUUGCCAGCCUGGCCAAAAUCAAGUAUGCAGGGCAGUCCACUGUGCUCAACACCCUCAACAUCUUGUCCCUGUUGCCUGAAAACCUUUCAAAUUUCUACAGAUACCCAGGCUCCCUUACCACACCCCCUUGUUCAGAGACUGUGAUCUGGACUAUAUUUGACUCACCCAUCAAGCUGUCUCACGCACAGAUUGCGAUGUUGGAGAAUGCUUUACUUGACUGGAAGAACAACACCUUGAGGAAUGAUUACCGCCAUGCCCAGCCCCUCCAUGGCAGGGUGGUUGAAUCGUCUUUCCGCGUCAAGCCUGCUGAAGGCUUUUGCCAACCGGAAACCUUCACUUCGAAACUAGAUGAAGUACGGACCCAGCUUCAGGAAAUGAAGAAGUAUCUCGUGGACGUCAUGGGCAAGUCUGGUGGCAGUUCAGGCCCAUUCCUGGCCUUUUACUUCCCACACGAGAACGUCGGCAGCUACGUUAAGGUCCAACCCCUGCUGGAGAUGGAUUUCAACGCCUUCACGCUUUGCUUCUGGUCCCAGAACCACAACCAAGGGACCCAAACCGUGCUCCACUAUUCCACCCCGGAGAGGGACAAAGAAUUGGUGGCCACUGUGGGCCCAGCUUUGGGCGUGUGGAUCGGUGGUCAAUCUCUGCAUUUUGACCUGGAUCGCGAGUCUACGGCGUGGGUCCAUUACUGCAUUACAUGGGACUCUGCCAGCGGGACUGUGCAUAUGUGGGUCAACGGAGUAGAAGGAACAGGCCAGAAUAUUGAAAAAGGAUACGUCAUCCACAAGGAUGGGACUCUCAUCCUUGGGAAGGAGAAGAACUUUCUGCUUGACGUUUUCUCCAAUGGGUUUUCCGGUUGGCUAAGCCACCUCAACCUCUGGAAUCGUGUCCUCGACCGCUUGGACAUCCAGAAGCUCACCGCCUGCAAGAAUGGAGCUGAGAAGGGGAACGUCAUCGCUUGGGGGGAGACGCCCAUGACUUUGUCCGGUGGAGUGGUUUUGGAGACCAGCAGCAGUUGCAAAUGA
This is a messenger RNA of Euleptes europaea (tarantolino), 1361 nucleotides long. It is a transcript of the gene CA6, whose product is annotated as carbonic anhydrase 6. Lineage: Eukaryota; Metazoa; Chordata; Lepidosauria; Squamata; Sphaerodactylidae. Bases 33 to 1361 code for a protein of 442 amino acids. The record is from RefSeq and is a predicted model, not a curated record. Gene Ontology annotation, molecular function: zinc ion binding; carbonate dehydratase activity. The transcript is spliced from 8 exons.